This is a messenger RNA of Fulvia fulva, 987 nucleotides long. RefSeq names its product Short-chain dehydrogenase/reductase. The coding region runs from base 1 to 987 and encodes 328 amino acids. Gene Ontology annotation, molecular function: oxidoreductase activity. Lineage: Eukaryota; Fungi; Ascomycota; Dothideomycetes; Mycosphaerellales; Mycosphaerellaceae. The record is from RefSeq and is a predicted model, not a curated record. The transcript has a single exon.
AUGGGCAACACAUUCAGCCAACUGUUCCCUCCCAAACCAGACCUGACAGAGAAAAACCUCGGCGACCUCGCAGGCAAAGUCUACAUCGUCACCGGCUCCAACACAGGCGUCGGCAAAGAACUCUCACGACUCCUGUACUCCAAAAACGCCACCGUCUACAUCGCCGCUCGCUCACAAGAAAAAGCCCUCUCCGCAAUCUCCUCCAUCAAGACCACCUCCCCCGAUUCCAAGGGCAAACUAACCUUCCUCCACCUCGACCUCUCAGACCUGUCCACCGUCAAAACCGCCGCGGAGACCUUCCUAUCCCAAGAAUCAAAACUCCACGUCCUCUUCAACAAUGCCGCAGUCGCCAUGCCCCCAGCGGGUAGCAAAUCCGCCCAAGGCCACGAACUACAAUUAGCAACCAACUGUCUAGGCCCCUACAUGUUCACACGCCUCCUCACGCCCCUCCUCGCCUCCACCGCAAAAACCGAAGCCCCCAACUCCGUCCGCGUCAUCUGGGUCUCCUCCUCCGCAGCCGAAGUCAUGUCUCACAACCCCGGCGGCGUCCCCCUCGACCGCCUCGACGACCUCACCGGCAAAGUCCCCGUCUGGCGCCUCUACGGCAUCAGCAAAGCCGGCGACUACCUCUACGCCCACGAAUACGCCCGCCGCUACGGCUCCGACGGAAUCCUCUCCGUCUCCCUAAACCCCGGAAACCUCGACUCCGACCUCGGCCGCCAUGUGCCGAAAGCGAUUAAUUGGGUUUUCAAGAAGUGUCUCCUGCAUCCGCCGGUGAAGGGGGCGUAUACGGAGCUUUAUGCGGGGCUGUCGGGGGAUAUUAAGAUGGCGAGUUUGGAGGGCGGGAAGUGGAUUAUUCCGUGGGGGCGGUUUGGGACGAUCAGGAAAGAUUUGGUCAAGGCGAGUAUGGCGGAGAGUGAAGGGGGGAGUGGGGUGGCGGGAAAGUUUUGGGAGUGGAGUGAGCAGAGGGUCGCGGAGUUUGUGUAG